AUGCGGUACAUUUCCAGCCUCGCCUUGUUGGCGCCCCUAGUCAGCGCACGACCCCCGUUCAAGGGUGUCUUCCUCGAGAAGAACAGCGACCUACUCCCCAGCUAUGACUAUGUCGUUGUUGGUGCUGGUGCGGCUGGCCUCACAGUAGCGAACAGACUCUCAGAAGAUGCAGCCACGACCGUCCUCGUCAUCGAAGCCGGUGUAUUCGACAAGAAUGAGGAUUACGUGACAAUCCCCGGCCUUGCAGGCGGUGCCGUUGGCACGGUGUACGACUGGAAUACGACGUACGCUGCUACCGAAUCUGUAGCCAACCGAGCUAUCUCGAUACCUCAGGGACGAGUUGUCGGCGGCUCCACCAAGUUGAAUCGCAUGGUGUUCGACCGAGGGUCCCGAUCUGACUACGACCGCUGGGAGACACUCGGUAACACCGGCUGGGGCUGGGAUUCCUUGCUUCCUUACUUCAAGAAGAAUGAGAAGUAUACACCUCCGAACGAGUACAUGGUAUCGGAGUACAAUGCUACGUUCGACGCUUCAGCUCACGGGUCCGACGGCUACAUGCAUGUGAGCUAUGCGCCCUUCGUAUGGCCAACCACAAAAACCUUCAUCGAUGCCGUCAAGGAAGUAGGGAUUUCAAUCUCGGAGGACCAGGCAAACGGGAACGCACUAGGUGGCUUCUACUGCCCUCACAACCAGGAUCCCACCACAGAGACACGAUCCUCGGCCCGCGAGGCUUACUGGAACACCGUCGAGACCCGAACCAACUUGCACCUCAUUACCGGCCAGCAGGUUACCCGUGUGUUAACUAGCGCGAAAAACAAUGCAGUCUGCGUGACCGGUGUUGAGUACGCUCCUGCCAAGGACCAGCCAACAUCGAGUGUCAAGGUUAACAAGGAAGCAAUCCUGGCUGCUGGUGCUAUUUUCACUCCUCAGAUCUUGCAAGUGUCUGGAAUCGGAGACCCAGCCCACCUGUCAAGUAUCAACGUUAGUACUGUGGUCGAUCUGCCUGCUGUAGGCCACAACUUCCAUGACCAUGUCCUUUUGACUACGGUCAAUUCGAUCAAUGCGCCACUCGUGCAAAGCAACCUCACGUCGAACGCAACAUUCGCCGCGGAAUCCCUAGAGCUCUUCAAGAGUCAGCAGGCCGGCCCUUACACGGACCCGACCGCAGCUUUCCUGGUCUUCCUCCCCCUUAACAACUUUACCACAGAAGCUGCAACGAUCCACGAGCAAGCAGUUAGCCAGGACCCCGCCGCGUUCUUGCCGAGCGACACCCCAGCUGAGUCGCUCAAGGGAUACCAAGCACAGCAUGACCUCCUGAACGCCAAGAUUAUCACGCCCGAGUCGGCCGUCUUGGAAUACAUCUGGGCUGAUGGUGCUGUUGUUGUUGGUCUUGAACACCCUUACUCACGAGGAUCCGUCAAGGCUGCGUCUGCCAGCACAUUCGAUGCGCCUAUUGCUGACGCUGGCUUCCUCACCAACCCGCUCGACCUUGCCAUCUUGGUGGAGGGAGUGAAGUACAUGCGCACCCUGAUGAAGACCAACGCGCUUGCAACCUUCCAGCCCUUUGAGGUUCUGCCAGGCGCCAACGUCACAAGCGACGAGGACUUGGGCAACUUUAUCCGGCAGUCCGCAAGCACUCUGUUCCACCCAGCUGGAAGCUGCAUGUUGGGAGCUAGAGAGGAAGGCGGUGUUGUCGAUUCUGAGCUCAAGGUGUACGGUAUCAACGGCCUUCGCGUUGUCGACGCCAGCAUGAUGCCCCUGCUACCGGCCUCGCACACAAUGACCACGGUAUACGCCGUGGCCGAAAAGGCUGCCGACAUCAUUAAGGGCAUUUGA
Messenger RNA from Neoarthrinium moseri, 1836 nucleotides. RefSeq lists its product as uncharacterized. The record is from RefSeq and is a predicted model, not a curated record. Bases 1 to 1836 code for a protein of 611 amino acids. Gene Ontology annotation, biological process: secondary metabolite biosynthetic process. The transcript has 7 exons. Gene Ontology annotation, molecular function: oxidoreductase activity, acting on CH-OH group of donors; flavin adenine dinucleotide binding. NCBI's taxonomy places the organism in Eukaryota, Fungi, Ascomycota, Sordariomycetes, Amphisphaeriales, Apiosporaceae.